ACAUACACGAGUCCAAUCCCCCCUUCCCUUCUCUCACGCCAUGUAACAUGACUUUUUCACGUCCUUUAAUUCCUAUAUUUACUGUUCCUUGACGCGCAUCUUCCGCAUUCUCUCUUCGUGUUGCAAGCAUGGCUCCCACCAUUGUGCACCUUCCCAACGGCCAGAAUCUGACAAUCACCCCUGUCUUUGGCGGGCUAUUCUUCAAGAGCAAUGACUUGACAAACCACCACUCCCCAUUCCCACCUGGCUGGACAAUCGUCCUGAACUCUGAAGACCAUGCAGACCCUGACCCCGCAGACAACGAAGACACCUCGUCGGCGUCUGAAGAGGUCAGAAUACCUCGACGGCACGUUGUGCAUCGGUACAAGCGGCCUACCCUCCACAAUGACCAUCUCUACAUAUCCUCGAUUUCCAAUCCGAGCAGCAGUGACUUCAAGCCGGCGAGCUCCCCCACCAGGCAGAUUGCGAUGAUGCUCUGGGCUACCCUGUGGUGGUACUUCCACCAACCAGAGCCGACCCUGCAGCUUACCACUCCGGCUUCGAAGAACACACCCGACUCCGGAAAGCCUGAAGGCGAGUGGAGAAUCGCCAUAAAUCGAGAGGGCAUAUUCAAGGGCAAGGUUGUACUACCCAAGCUCGAGCGGAUGGGUUUGGUCGCCAGCGAAGAGUCAAAUGUAGGCGUAGUUCAGGACGAAAAGUCUCCUGAAGGCUGGACAAAUAUGUUUGUCAGUCGGCGGUCAUUCUGGCUACUCGACCCCAGAAUUUACCUCUUCACCCUCUCUCCCAUGUCCCAAUCGCCCUUCCCUUCUGGCUCCCCGUAUGCCUCCCGCCCUGGUUCACCCUCCGGGGAGCGACCCGGUUCACAGAAGGACAUCCAACUAGACCAAGUCUCCCAGGGCCUCUGGUCUCCCACAGCCCCCGGCCCUUUCCAUUCCACCAGCCACCUUCCGACCUACUAUCCUCCACCUCCCCCACAAUAUAUAAUCUCGAACCACGUCCGCCACCCCAUCCGCCCCAAACCCCCCCGUCAAGGCGAAAUCUUCUACACCCGCUUUAUUCCUUCCGUCGGCCAAUAUCUCUCCUUCCGUGUAGCUUCCAUAUCCUCCAAACCCCUCCGCCACCGUGGCCCUGUAUCCUCACAAACACCAACCCCCCAUCGCAACUCCCCGCUCUCAGCCUCCGACUCCGUAGUCUCCACCAUUGCCGGCCUAAACCUCGGCCUCUCCGACUCAGAGUAUCUCCACAAAUGGAUGAACAUCCCUCGAGUAUCAUAUUAUUGGGGCGAGAGCGGACCGCAAGCGCACCAAGAAGCCUUUCUCAAAACCCAGCUACGGUCUCGGCAUUCCUUCCCCGUAAUCGGCUGCUGGGACGGCAAACCCUUCGGCUAUUUCGAACUGUACUGGGUGAAAGAAGACAAACUCGGAAAGUACCUCAGCAACGUGGGGGACUAUGAUCGAGGUUUUCAUUGCUUAGUCGGGGAACAAGAGUUCCGGGGCGAGCAUCGAGUAAGGGUGUGGUUGAGUGCGAUAGUGCAUUAUUGUUGGUUGGCAGAUAAUAGGACGGAGACGGUUAUGCUGGAACCACGGGUUGAUAAUGACAAAUUGGCGCAGUACUGCAUGGACGCAGGCUUCUACAAAGAAAGAGAGAUCAGCUUUCCGCAUAAACAGUCUAAUCUAAUGAAGAUUAAACGGGAUGCUUGGGAGGGUCCGGCGUUGUAACUAUGGCUGGCCGACAAUACUGCAUCUCUUGUCAGUCGCCUAACUAACGCGGAACAUGUCGAUAGUUCAGGGCGGAAAUUUGCAACCUGUUGAUGCUCUACCUUAUUUCAGCAAGAGGUUUAACAUAUAGACUAUGCUCUGGUCAUGUUCCACGUUGAUCACAACAUGAUGUAUAUGUACGGGGGGUUCUUUUCCUUUUUUGGAGGUGGAAUUCGUAGGUUGGCUGGUUGGGUGGAUAUGGCUGCUGUUUUUAGUUUAUGACGAUCUUGGGAUGGACCGGAGAUACCACUGCUCAGGGUUGGGUGCAUACUGUUUUAUAACAAUAAUCGGAUAUUUCC
Messenger RNA from Lindgomyces ingoldianus, 2056 nucleotides. RefSeq names its product siderophore biosynthesis protein-like protein. The transcript is spliced from 2 exons. NCBI's taxonomy places the organism in Eukaryota, Fungi, Ascomycota, Dothideomycetes, Pleosporales, Lindgomycetaceae. The record is from RefSeq and is a predicted model, not a curated record. Gene Ontology annotation, biological process: siderophore biosynthetic process. The coding region runs from base 129 to 1718 and encodes 529 amino acids.